AUGUAUGGUGGCGACAACGGAAUUGGCAGCGGGCCACGUGGAAUGUACGAUGGAUCCUUCGGCCAGUCACCAAACACCCCAGCCACCGAAGCGACUUUUGAGCGUAUCCAAUUCAAAAAUGCGACAGCGAAUAAUGGAAAACGGAGAGCGGCUCAGCAAUAUUAUCAUCUAUUGGUGGAACUUUUUGCAGACCUGGGAAACAACCAGAAUCAUCCAGAUCGCUGGGUGAAAGUUGCGGUCCGCAUGUCCGCACCAAUGGUUGUUCGUGGUCGCUCGCCCGGCCACUACCAAAGCGAACGAAGAGGUAGCAACGCAAGCUCUGGGCCCGGAGGUGCUGGAGGUGCUGGUGGAGGCGGCUCAUACACACCAUCUGGCGGGUCCUCUCGCACUCCAGGCGAUAUUACCAUGUCUGGCACUUCUUCUAUGCUUCCUGGUUCUAGCAGUUACGGCUCUUACGAUGGUCGAUCACACCAUUAUCGCACUGGGCCACUUCAGAUUCCCAUGGAGCCCACUCUUUCCGCUGAAGAAGCAAAGAAUAUACAGGAUGCUCCCAACUACUUGUACUACCCAGCUGGACUAUGGGACGACCAGGAAUCACGAAAUCAAUUACCUAGUCUGCCGGAAUAUGCGCCAGGUAAAGUUAAGCAGGAAUAUAAUACGAGUGGUUAUUCUCUACCUAGUAUCAGUGGUGCGCAAGAUGCUUUGGGUAGGCAUUGUGGGAGGUGGGAAGGGGUUCCAGAAUCGAAGGGAUAUUUUCCAACAAUGGCACUGACGCAGGAGCUUAAUAUCAGCUAG
Sclerotinia sclerotiorum 1980 UF-70 is the source of this 795-nucleotide messenger RNA. RefSeq lists its product as hypothetical. Gene Ontology annotation, molecular function: DNA binding; DNA-binding transcription factor activity. The transcript has a single exon. Gene Ontology annotation, biological process: positive regulation of transcription by RNA polymerase II; meiotic cell cycle. The coding region runs from base 1 to 795 and encodes 264 amino acids. Gene Ontology annotation, cellular component: nuclear chromosome. The record is from RefSeq and is a predicted model, not a curated record. NCBI's taxonomy places the organism in Eukaryota, Fungi, Ascomycota, Leotiomycetes, Helotiales, Sclerotiniaceae.